AUAUCCUAUAAGCUUCAAUUGGAAAAUGUUUUCAUUCCGUUAUCGUGUGAAUGAAUUUCUCAAUCUAGAUAACUUUUCAUUAAGUUCUUUAGCAGAUUCCUUUAGUGUGGUGGAUGGCAUUAAAUGGAAUAUUUUCCUGCUUGUUUUUCCAUUUAUUUUUGCUGUAGAACUGUCAUAAAACGAUUCUAAACUACUAGUAAAUGCCAAUGAGUAAAGAACAAGCGAUUGGUUGAUUGGCUCAUAAUUGCUGAAAGUAAAAAGUGUCUACGUUUAGUCAAAACAUUUUUCGCUCUUUAUCCGCACGAUCAGGGUGAAUUUAUUCUAAAAACUGGAUACAGUUACUACAGUUUUUAUUAGCUUGAUUUUGCUGUAUGUAUAUUUUUUAAUUAAUAAAAUUGUUUAAUUUCAGCUUCAACAGUAACUGCAGAAAAUCCAAAUGCUCUUGCAACUAUCCUUGCCUUCUUGUUAGCAAUCCUCAAUACUCCCAUAAAUGUUGGCCUGAUUCUUGGUCGAAGCAAAAAUCUCUGUUAUUAGAGGAUAGUUGUGCUAAUGAAGUUGAAAACUCUAGUGAAGUGCUAGGAAGAAAGUAAGAACUAUUAGAAUAAUUUGUCAAAGGAUAAUGAUUGGUGUCUAAACUUAAGUACAAGGAAGUAAAAUAAAUUUAAGUAACAAGUAGAUCUAUGACUUUUCCACUUGAAAAUUGAAACUAAAGGUAUCUUAUGUCGUCAAGCACCAAGCUUCACUGCUACUCCCUCUAUCUACCAAGACUGUGCAACAUGGGGGAUGGCAUGCUUUUAAUAAAAUGAUAGGUAGACUGUGUACUUAAAAGAAUUUAGAGCUUCCACUUGAAGUGAGGAUGUAUUACACAAAGACUGACUGGGGUUUGAUGUUAAAAGUAAGCAUAUACAUACUCUAACCAAAUAAUGUAAUAGUGUUGGGUAGUUACUAGUAUUAAUUAUGCUUUACUGAUACAAUCAUUCAAAUGAGCAAAGUUCAGAAUCUUCAGAGCUUGAAAAACCAAAGCUGUUACAUUUUUGUCUUGCUUUCGUGUUUCAUUUUGUUUCUUAGUGGUGAGAAUUAUGUUCAAACACAUGGCUGAGCAUUGUAAGUUGAAGGCUAACUUGUUAAAUCUUUUGUUGAGAAAGUUAACUUAUUUAUUCUAAGUAAGAAGUGGGAGGAGUGCACGUUUAUGUACACAUUAUCAUAGAGGACUGACAGGGGAACGGACGGUCAAGCGAUUGAGGUUAUCAAAAGCCUUGACAGUACCAGAAACUACCACUAUAAUUGAAGCUUGUCGCCGGAUGGCUGCCCGUAGGGUUGAUGCUUUACUGCUAACCGAUUCAAAUGCAUUAUUGUGUGGAAUCCUGACAGAUAAGGAUAUAGCUAUGAAAGUCAUUGCUCAUGAUCUAAAUCUUGAGGAAACUCCUGUGUCUAAGGUCAUGACUAGGAACCCAGUAUUUGUGCUUUCUGAUAAUCUUGCUGUCGAAGCGUUGCAAAAAAUGGUUCAAGGAAAGUUUAGACAUUUACCAGUUGUUGAAAAAGGAGAGGUGAUUGCUUUACUUGACAUAGCAAAAUGUUUGUAUGAUGCUAUUGCUCGUUUGGAGAGGGCAGCUGAGAAGGGAAAAGCGAUUGCAGCUGCUGUUGAAGGCGUGGAGAGACAUUGGGGGACCACAGUUUCUGGCCCGAACACAUUCAUUGAGACACUUCGAGAGCGAAUGUUUACACCCUCUGUGUCCACUAUAAUUCCUGACAACUCAAAGAUUGUUACAGUAGAUCCAAGUGACACUGUGCUAGAGGCUGCAAAGAAGAUGUUUGAAGUUCAAGCAAGCUCUGCCAUUGUAAUUGUAGAAAACAAACCACGAGGAAUACUUACUUCAAAAGACAUGCUGAUGAGGGUCAUAGCUCAAGAUCUUUCUCCAGGAUCUACUUUAGUGGAGAAGGUGAUGACACCAAAUCCAGAGUGUGCUACUGUAGAUACUCCUAUUGUUGAUGCACUUCAUACCAUGCAUGAUGGGAAAUUUUUGCACCUUCCAGUUGUUGAUAAAGAAGGAGUGGCAGUAGCUGUUCUCGAUGUUCUUCAUAUAACUCAUGCUGCAAUAGCCACAGUUGGAAGUACUGCAGCAGUCAAUGGAGAGGCCACAAACACCAUGCUGCAAAAGUUCUGGGAUUCUGCAAUGGAACUAAAUCCAGAUGAUGAUGAUGAGACCCGGAGUGAGAAUUCCUUGAAAUUUCCUUCUGAUGCGGGAGAUGGCGGACGAUCUAUUGCUUAUUCUACUUCCACCCCCAACUCGUUUGCUUUCAAAAUUCAAGAUGGAAAAGGAAGGAUGCAUAGAUUCUUAUGUGGUACACAGAGUUUGACCGACCUUAUAGCAGCCAUCCUUCAGAGAUUAGGAGAUGAAAUUGACCGUGACAACCUUCCUCAUAUUCUGUAUGAAGAUGAAGACAAGGACAAGGUUGUGCUUGCAUCUGAUAAUGAUCUUCAAGCAGCUGUAGAUCAUGCCAGACUAGCUGGUUGGAAGGGAUUGAAAUUGCAUUUAGAGUAUACCAGUGCAGCACGUCCUCGGAUGGGAUCCAAGUCAAAAGGUAUGGAAUAUGCUCAAGCAGAUGCUUGGGCUUCGGCAUACAGCUCUGUGGCAGCUGGGGCUGCCUUAGUUGCUGGUUUAGGCGUUUUAGCAUUCUUGAGGCGACCUGCAAAUUGAUUCGAUAUACACGUUGCUCGGAGAGGUUGAAGAGGAAAGAAACCAGAGUGUGGUUGUGGUAUCUUUUGGUUGCCAUUUGUGAGUAUACCUUAACAUAACAAGAGAGAGUGGAUUGUGUCUUGCAAAAUUACAAUAAGCAGAGGUGAUUAUGACGAAAAAAUUGGUAUGUAUUUUCAUUGAAAAAUUGGAUUUGUAUAUGCUGUAAGUGGAACUGCAUACAUACAGUAUCCAACUUUCUAUUUGUCUCACUUUAAUCAUUUUGGAUUGUAAAAAAUAAUGGAAUUCCAUUUGUUUUAA
Messenger RNA from Salvia splendens (bonfire salvia), 2996 nucleotides. RefSeq names its product CBS domain-containing protein CBSCBSPB5. Lineage: Eukaryota; Viridiplantae; Streptophyta; Magnoliopsida; Lamiales; Lamiaceae. The record is from RefSeq and is a predicted model, not a curated record. The coding region runs from base 1302 to 2699 and encodes 465 amino acids. Gene Ontology annotation, molecular function: protein binding. The transcript is spliced from 14 exons.